Molecule: messenger RNA, 586 nt
Organism: Oxyura jamaicensis (ruddy duck)
Lineage: Eukaryota; Metazoa; Chordata; Aves; Anseriformes; Anatidae
Gene: MCRIP2
Product: MAPK regulated corepressor interacting protein 2
Exons: 5
Coding region: 109-540 (143 amino acids)
Source: RefSeq, a predicted model, not a curated record
CGGGCCCGGUUAAAGGCCCGGGGGGUGGCGGGGGGGCGCGGAUCGCACUCGGCCGGCAGCAGCGGCGGGGCCGUGCCGGGCCGGGCCGUGCCGUCGGGGGGCCGCAGGAUGUACACGCUGACUCGCGGCCCCAGCAAGCUGGCCACGCAGCGCCGCACAGGUCCGACGCAGCAGCCGGUGGAGAGCAAGGUGGGCGAGCCGCGGGGCCGGCUGCAGCCCGGCGCCUGGCCCCCCGCCAGCCCCCUCCCGAAGCUUGUCUUCAACAGAGUGAACGGCAAGCGGCCGCAGGUGCUGCUGCCGCACGCCCCGGGGCCCGAGGAGUGCUACACGGCGGCCCACGAGGAGAACGUCCGCUUCGUAUACGAAGCCUGGCAGGAGGUCGAGCAGCAGCUGGACGACAGCCAGAGAGGGGAGAGCGCCCGCGGGCCCGUGCAGUACGUAGAGAAAACCCCAAACCCCGUUCUGAAAAACUUUGUUCCCAUUGACCUGGAGGAGUGGUGGGCAAAACAAUUUUUGGCCAAAAUCGGAAACAUAUCAUAAAAGGGAAGAAAGUUUUUUUUUUCUUUUCUUUUUUUUUUAAAAAAAA